This is a messenger RNA of Schistocerca americana (American grasshopper), 7190 nucleotides long. RefSeq names its product mucin-17-like. Bases 224 to 5902 code for a protein of 1892 amino acids. The transcript is spliced from 5 exons. The record is from RefSeq and is a predicted model, not a curated record. Lineage: Eukaryota; Metazoa; Arthropoda; Insecta; Orthoptera; Acrididae.
GGAAUAUGUCCACCAACUUGUAAAGCGGUGUAUUAGAUACGAAGCGCGCGUGUGUGUCAGUGUUUCUUAACAAUGGCCAGGAAACGAGGAUGAUGGUGAUCAUGUUAGGAACAUGUCAGCCUAUGCCUAGAAGAAACCAUCCUGUACUCACAUUGGAAUGACCCUUUCAGUUUAUUAGCUCUUAUACUGAUACUUCCUACAACAGACUCCAGAAGAGGUGGGCAUGUGUGAGCAAACAGAGGUACAGUACUUAGAAGGUGAUGUUGUGUGGGUGAAAUUGGGUUCAUGUUGGUGGCCUGGUGAGGUACAGGAUAUUACAAAACUACCAGAAGAGGUGCGAGAAGAUUUGCGGAGAGAUCUUAUUGCAGCUGUCAAAUUCUUUGAUGAAGAUAAAUAUGAAUAUGUACAUAAACUGGAUCACAUUUGCAUGUACAACUGCAGGCGGAAAAUGGAGUUUAUCAAGAGAGGUUUGGAUAUGUACCGUACCAAGAAGAAAGAAGGCUCGGCCUUUAUGGAUAAAUUUCCUGCUGAUGUAGAAAAGGCUGAGUCUAUGACAGGUGGUGAUCCACAGAUUCUGUCAGACAGUGAGUUUGCUCCAAAGGAGAAAACAACUUGGAAGACAAUAUUUUGUGAAGAUAAGAAACCUGUUUCUCCCACUGAGUGGUUUCCAAAGCCAGCAAAAAUGAAUAAGAAUUCAGCAGUUACUCCAGAAGUGCAAAGCCAUAAGCCUACUGUUCGUCGUCGUAUAACCCACCCACGUCUUCUCAGAAUACUGAGAGGUGAGGAGGCAGAUCAUGAAGUACGGAUCAGGCCGCAGCCCUCUGUUAACAAUAGUGCUUCAGAGAAGAGUGCACCCUACCAUUGCCCAACAUGUGAUUUCACUAGUAACCGUCUGAAUGUAAUCAUACUUCAUAACAAGUAUCACUCAAAUAUGCCACUAGCUAACCGUGGUCGAGGUAAAGGAAAAGUUUCUUUAAAAGCAGACAUUUCAUUAGGAUCCCCAGCAGGGAGAGGAACUGCUAAAGGUCGAAUGAAGCAGAGUCAGAGCAACGUAUCUACGGAUGGGUCGAAGGAAAGAGAUUAUCAUUCAGACAGUGAACCUCCUAUAAAAAUAGUUCGAACUAAAGACAAAGUUAUCAAAAUGGAUAUAAGUCCAGACAGUUCAGCUUGUGACAAGCUUAAUGAAAGAACUGAACCACAAGCUGAUAAGCCGUCAGAAAAAAAAAUGGAAAGGAAACCUAUAUUUGGAAAGAGAAAGGGUUCAAAGAAAAAAGAAAUACCACCAAAGAAAAAGAAGACAAAUGAAGAAAUCAGAGAGAAAUUGUUGGCAGAUUGGGAAGAUGAUGAUGAUGAUGAACAGGAAGAACAAGAAAUUGAGCUAUUAAAACAAGUAUUAAACAAGAGCUCCAAACCAGAAAAUACAACAAGAGCUAAAGAGAUGUCGUGCUUUGACUUUGAUGAGAGUGCAGACUCAAUGUUGGAUGUAGAGCUUGAAGAGAGAGCUAAAAAGUUUGCAGAGAACCUCAGGUUCCCCAGAGUCACAGAGGACAGAGAUUCGGUACAGAAACAAAAGAACCCUGAAGUGAAACAACAUCAGUCUUCAUUUGCUGUCACUAGAGAGGUUGAUACGUGGUCACAGGAAACUGCAGAAGCUGUGGACAAUAAUGAAUCUUUGUUGCAUGAGCGACACCACAAGGAAACAGUGAGUACAGAGGACUGUGAAUCAUCUUCUAUAUUGGCAAAUGAAGAUGUGCAGGAAAUAAUGACUGGCACACAUGAAAGGGUGAGUGGCAAUGGUACAGAAACGGAAGAAAAGCCCUCAGAAGUAAUGAGCUUCACAAAUACAUACGGAGAGAACAUUGACCAUAAAUUUCUGGAAAACACAGGAAUGGAUGUGCCACAAAACCCAAGUAGUGGUGAGGACUCUGGCAUAAAAGUUAAGACAGAAGACUCAAAUGAGUUGGAAGAUUUGAAAUCAGAAUUUGAAACUGUUAUGGCAGAAACAGUUAUUCCUGAUCUGCCAACAGUGCCAGAAAAUAGACUCCUUUCAGAAAGAAAAUCUCUUUCUGUAUCUGAGCUAGAUGAAGGAAUUACUGAAUCCUUAGAUGGCAGAGGUGAUGAUUGUGAUUAUAGUACAAAACCUGACGAUUCUCCUCAGCAUGAGCAAAAAAAUGAAAGUUUUUUAUCUGAACAAAAAGAUUAUAAAGAUGAAUCUCUCACCUUGAAGACAGAAUUUUCAGAAACUGAGGAGGAGAAAAAUUUACUGGAAUCAAACUUUGAAUCAGAAACUUAUGUUGAGAAAAAUGAGUUAUCAAAUCUGGAAGUAGUGAAAGACCACCCUGCUGAGAGCAGUGAGAAACAGUUUAAAGAGCCAAAUGUGACAGAUCAGAUGUGUCAUACAAGUGAAAAUGAAGAUGUUCAAAACUUGGCUGCAAAUGAGGAAUCUUCUCCAGAUAAAAACUCUGUACUCCCUGUAUCAGAAAAUAGUUCAAAUAUGCAAAAUUUUCUGCCAACUGAUGAAAGAGAAGUAACAUCAGAUAUAAAUACUGAUGAUCAGGUUGAUUCUGAAAAUCCUGAAGAGAUCCCUGAAUCUACAGAGCAGAAUGAGUUACUGUCUUUGCAAAUAAAAGAAACUACUGACAAAUUGGAAAGUGAGAAUCAAGGAAAUUCUGGCAGCAAAGUGCUUGCUGGAUUAUCAGAAGAAGAAAUUUCAAAGCCAGUGUCAUGUCCAGUAAUAGAUAAUCAAGUUUCUGAUGUUGAUAUUGUGGACAAAGUCGAACCAGAUGUUGGGAAAGAUUCUUCUGAAACGACAGAAGAGAAAUUUGUGUGUGACAGUGAAAAGCUCUCUCUCCAGGAAACUGAUACGAUUGAUGAUGAUGAUGAACUUGAUAUAAACUCCAUGCCUGUAGUAAUGACUGAUGCUGUUAUUAAGGAGGAGUUAGAUGUGAAAGACACCAUUAAACAAUUUUCUGCUAUACAGCCAGUUGUCGUUAGUGCAGCAAAUAUUGAUGGACAGUUGUCUUCUGCAUCAGUGUUAGUUCCAGCUUCUGCUGAAAGUGGAUCUUUAAUGACACCUGUUUCUUCGGUGAAAACAGCGCAUGGUGGUAACACAGUUUUGAAGAUUAUAAAAUCUUCUCCUGCUCAAGGUACAAAUGUUAGUGGUUUAAAGUCAGUACUACCACAUAAACCAGGUAGUAAGUAUGUAAUUAUACAGCAGAGCCCUGGUCAACAAGUGCGAUAUCCUGGAAAACCUCUUCAGCAAUGUGUUACCCUAAAAACUAUAAACCAGCAACAGGGAAACAAUGGUUCAACAAAGAAAUUAUUGAUAAUGAAGACUUCACAGAGCACUGGCUCUUCAGAGGUCCAGUCGGUACUUACAACGAGCAGUAAGAUUCCAACAUUUGGGCAGCGAGUGAUCACAAGCUCAGGUGCAAUUGUCACUGCAGUUCCUUCUGGUAAAGCAGUUUUACCAAAAGGUGCAAAGAUAGUGCCCAUGCCUCAACAGCAAUUAAAAGUUUUUACAAGUACUGGAAAACAGAAACAAAUUGUUGCACCCAAAUUAGCUAUGCAGAGCACCAAGGCUAAAGUCUCCUUACCCUCUAUGCAGAGUCUUCAGAAAGUUAAUGUGCUACAGACUUCGACUGGGAGAAUUGUGGGUACUACCAGUAAAUCAAAGAGCAGUACAAUAUUGAUUCAUUCACCACAGGUUACAUCAUCUGUGCAAUCUAAACAAGGCAUCAUCUCGAGUAGUCACUCCACUCAGAGUGUCCCUCAAGUAAGCCUGAAACCACAGUUAGUAAGAGGUAAACAAAUCCCUUCGCCUGGAACAUCAUUACAGCGUGUUCUUCUGACUACUGGGACACAGUCUUCACUCCAACCACAACAGCAGAGACCAAUAAUGACAAAACCUUCUUCACAGCAGAGAAUGCUUGUGCAAAGGCUACAAGUUCCAAAAUCAGCAACUGUUGUUGUCUCUACUGACAGUAUUAAAAAGACAACAUCAGGUAUUAGUACAGGUCAGGUGCCAAAUACUUCAAAAAUAUUACCUCACACACAGCAGAAAGGUACCAUUCAGACAAUACACCCAAAAGGAAGAGUACUGGCAAUACAAAAUGCAAAACAGAAAUUACCAGCAAAAAUUUUACAGCCUGCAAGUGUAUCACAGUCACUGCAAUCUGUCCAAGUUCUUCAAGCAGCAGUGCCAGCUGAAGCUGCUGAACACCCCGUAAGUGGAACCAAUAUUCUUAUUCCGUCAUCGGCAUCAUCUGGUACGACAGUAAACAUCCAACAUUCACCAUCGUCUGGAUCCAUAUUGACAUCAGAACAACUGGCUCAAAUGAUGGGGACAUCAGGACAAAUUGCUACAGACUCUGGCACUUUGGUACUUGUUACAAUAAAUGAAUCAGGUAAUUUACAACCCUUUGACAAUUCAACACUGGUGGCAUACGAUACAUCAGCUGCACCAGAUUCUAAAGCAGCCAAUGCUCUGUAUAUUGAUUCAUCAACUUUGGGAUCUCAGAAUGAUCUCGAUAAAUUGAUAUUAACGAUAAAUAAUCAAGCUGCUACUACAAGUGGUGUUGUAAAUAUGGAACAGCACUCUCCUUCAGUUUCACACGAUCAGCAGUGCACUGUCUUCAGUAUUGCUAAUAAUAGCCAGACAGCUGCUCCAGGUGCCUGCAAUCAGGACAUAUUAGCAGCUGCUUUGGCCAAUACUGAUGUUUUCCAGCCAGAAUCCACUAAUGUUGUAGGUGAUGCUUUGACUAUCAACCACCCUGGAAGUCCUGGAAGACUUUUGGAGUCGUCCUCACUCUUAACUGUUUCAUCCACAACAUUGCAUCAAGCUGCUAUGCUGCUUCCGUCAGUCACAACUGCUGGGCUGCCUCCUGCAGCUCCAGGUGUUUUAGAGACAUCGCUGACACUCAACCAGCCAAUAAUGACUCCAUUGGAAGUACCAUCAGCUGUCACUCAUCUUGAAAGUCCACCACCACCACCGCCCUCCACAUCAAUGCAGUUGACUCAGUCAUCUCUUGUUAUUCCUACUUCUGCAUUUUCAUCAAUAAAUUAUGCCCCAGAAACAGCACCAUCAACAGAGUCUCCUGUUUCCAGCUCGACAGUGAUGAAAGCCUUGCCCAGUUUGCAGCUACCUGUGCAAUAUGUCUCUGAAGAGGUCAGUGAAUCAUCACAAAUGCAAGAUAAAAUUGGAGAUACAGUUGUUCCCCCUUCUAGCUCAGCUGAAGCUUCACAAAAAAAAGAUAAAGUGUUACCUUCUUUUGAGAACAUUUCUGAGGGAGUCACAAGUUCAGAGGUUGCUGGAAAUUCGUGUUCAAAGUACAGUUCUCUUGGUGAAGCAGCAUCUGCACAAGUCCCUGAAAUAUCAUCUCCUCAGGAAAAUACAGUCAAUUUCAACAGCAUCCAGCCAGAAUUUCAGCAGAUGCCAGAGAGCACAUCAGAAACACCGUGUUGUACAAAAAAGCUGACUGACCAAGCUGUCUCUACAUCAUAUGUCACAGAUGUUAAAGAUAGUUCUGAUGGGAUAGGUUCUUCUGUCCACAUAACCAGCACUCCAGUGGUAUUUUCACAUCAGCUAGAGAGCACUUCAGAAGCAAUUGCUAGAAAAGCUUCAGAUACUGCAGCUGCUGAGGAAGAACAAUCACCACAUCAUGAAGACCAGUCAUCUGUGAACUGUGUAGAAAGCACAUCAGAAAACAUGUUAAUGGAUGCGAAUGUGUCAACUCAUCAAUUGGCUGCUAUCGAAGAUGCAGAAAGCACCUCAGGCAUACCUGAGGAGACAAAUUCCAGUUCCACUGCAGUUAUCGGAGGUCACCAAAUCGUAUCAUCAGUGUGGGCCGAAAGUGGGAAUAAUUCAGAAACUGCUCCAGCAAAAGAAGAAAGUGAAAGGUAAUGACAUGAUUUUAAGUAAAUUGCAAGCUGUCAUUCAAAAAUAGAGAGAGUGCAGCUGCAGUAAGUGGGAAAGAUUUUAGUUGAUAAUUCAAAACUGCACACAAAUACCAGCAUAAUGUACAUGGAAACUUUUUAAAUAUUUUUAUUCGUCUUUUACUUGAUUUUAGUAUUCGAACAUGAGUUUGAGAUCUCAUCAAACUUAAAAUUGUUUUGAAGUUAAAUUACUUAUGCUAUAAGUUACAUGAGAGAACUAAAUUGAGCUCAAAAUUGAGAGACUCCUUUACUUUUCAUACAUUAAAGUGGUGUUACUUGUAUGUAGAUUUGUAUUGUUCAUGUAGCAUUGCUGCGUAGUUUUAAAGGAUUUUUAUUAUAGAUAUUGUUUGGGUACCAUAGUAGUUCGUAGGUGAGGAGCACUUUCAAAAAUGAGGUAACAGUGCUUAGUCUCCACACAUCUUUCAUUCACCCAGCUGAUAUAUGUCUUGUUAUUAAUGAAAUUUGAGUUUGUAAAAUGAAACAAGAAAAUUUCUUACUUUGUACCCAAAGGGUGUGACAGUAAUCAGUAAGACUGUGGUUUUCUUUUAUUGUGUUGUAUAUUAGAAUCUCUCUGUAAAUAUGUCUCCUGUCAGAUAUCAGAAUAGUGUCAGAUUUUGUUUUAUAUCAAAUCCUAUAGGAACAUUUUUAUGAAAUUUUUAUUAUUUUAUGACUGUUGUAAAUAUGAAAUUAUUAAUUUCAGUGUAGGCUGAAAAUAUUGAAUGGUGAACAUAUUUUAUUAAAAAAGGUAACUAUGAUAUAUAUACAUUUGUAUGUGUGUGUUCAUGUGUAUGUGCAUAAGACAGAGGUUAUAUGAAUAUGAGGUGCCUGACCAUUUUGUAUACAUGUUUGAAUGUAAUGUGAAUGUCUUUUUGUGCUGACAGGAAUGAAAAGAAUGGAUGCAAGUAUGCACAUAAAGUAUCAUAGCUUCAUAUAAUAAGUAAGAUACAUAAAAUGUUGUCACCACUGAGUUGCAUACUUGGUAUUUGAGUGAGUGAUUUUAUCAGUGAUUUUGUACAUGUGUGUCAAUUAUAUGUACUUUGUAAAAAAUUGUUAAUAUCCAAUACAAUAGGUAUUUGGCAUAUGGUAUUAUGUUUUGUUUCCCUUAGACCUGAAACAACAAGUCCCAUGUUCAUGAUUUUACAUACAUCCACAUGAAGAAAGAAAAAAGGGGAAAAAAGAUAUUUCAACAUGUCCUGUAACAUUUGUGCAAUACACCACCUAAUAUGCAGUAAACAAAUUUUUAUUUUGGCAUUGUU